UUAGAUAUUACUUAUGGAGGGAAGCUCUUCUACAGAUAUGCAAAAGUUGAGUCUUUCGGUGAUGGAAUCUAAGGAUUCGGAAAUUCCACAGUAGGGAAUCAGAUGAUAAUGAAGAAUUCAAAGUAUAUUUGGAGCUAAUGGAAGAUACUGAUGGUAAAGCUGAUAGUGAUACUAUGGCAUAUAUGCAAAGAGAAGGUUGUUUGCAUCAUAGUGAACAUAUUUUUCAAGCUGAAGCAUUUCUUAACAUGGCUUCAACUGCUGGGACUGAACAACAACAAGAAUUUUUGGCCUGGUCGCUAAAUCUUUUACGUGAGCAGUGGACGCAGCUAGACUGGCAAAAUAAUUACUUAUCUGAACCCCUAGGUAUAGUUCGUCUGUGUUCAGAGACAUCGUUUAUGUGGUCAAUUUUCCACACCGUGAAGUUAUUUGAGAAGGCACUUAAAAUAAGUGUUACCAGAAAAGAAAAUACAACUUUACGAAAAUGUUCAACGAGUAGUCGCUCACAUCCAAUGGCUUCACAUCUGUCCUGGAUUCUCCCUCCUCUUUUAAAAUUGCUUCGCGUCAUACAUUCUCUUUGGUCACCUACCAUAUUUAAAGCAUUACCUGAAAAAUUAAAAGCUGCCAUGUCUAUGAGCGAUGUUGAGCUACAUGCUCUUCUUGGCGAAGGAAAUCCCAAAUUGUCGAAGGGAUUUUUAACAUUCGCUGAUGGAUCUCAAACUGACACGCACAAGGAAGGGUGUGCAGAAAUUAGUAGAUCAGAUAUACAGAAUUGGUUAAUAGAUAUUAGAGACAGUGGGUACAUUGUCUUGGGCCUAUCGAUGAGCAUGAGAGAUCCUUUUUUUAAAUGCUUGGAUAUCGAUUCUGAUAUGGUAACAGUAGCGCUGGUGGAGAAUAUACGGUCGAUGCAGUUCAGGCAUUUAAAGCAGCUUAUUCAUUUCGUUUUAAUUUACUUGGUCAAAUCUUGUCCUUCAGAGAUGUGGGAAGUCUGGCUAGAAAAGCUUUUGGAUCCUUUUUUUAUUCAUGUGCAAAAUGUUCUUUGUUUUUCUCGGUCUACUAAUUUGCAUGAAGGUAAUGCAAAGGUUCCGGAUGUCGGAAGCAUGCCUUCUGGAUUAGAUGUGAAAGCGUACGUAAUGGCAGAGAAAUUGCUUCGAGAUAUUACCCAUGAGACAUGCUCACUUCUUUCUGCUAUGGCAUCACCAGAAGUCAAUGUUGGAGUUCCUUCUUUGGAACCAUUGGGGCUUGUGAACCAUAUUGAUACAUCUUCUUCUCUCAAGGAUUUGAAUUAUUUUGCGAUAACCUCUAUGGUUGGUUUCCUUUUAAAGCACAAAGGUCUCUCGCGUCCAACAUUACAGAUUUGUUUAGAAGUUUUUUGUUGGGCGGAUAGCGAAUCAGUGACAUUGAUUUCUUCAUUUUGUGCUGCUGUUGUUCGCCUCGCUAUUUUAACCAACGAUGUUGAAGUCCGAGGAUUUGCUUCGAAAGAUCUAUUCAAUGCCAUUAUAGAAGCUUUGAAGCUUGAAACAAAUGCAGUUAUCAGUGCUGAUUUGGUUGGUCUUUGUCGAAAAAUAUAUUUUUAUCUUCGUGAUAGAGAUCCAUCACCAAGACGGGUUCUACUCUCUCUCACUAGUUCAACCCACAGAGAUUUGAUUAUGUUUGAUGAAGACUUGACAAACACAUCGAGUUCUGCGGAUCAAAAUCAGCGUAUGGGGCGCUUCCUUCUAUCCGUUGAUGGAUACGAAUUUAUGGCACUUGAUCCUCCUAUUAUGGAGGACGACUCUUGUGAUGAUAUGCCAAAUCUCAGCCCUUCAGUUAUGACAAGGGUCAUUGAAGCUAAGGCACGUUCUGAAGCUCAUAAAAGGAAGAUGGCAGAAUUUAGAAAACAAGUGGGGGCUAUGAAGAAAGCAUAUUAUGACAAUAAUGCUAAUCCAAUUCUGGAGUCUGAUGAAGAACCUGAUGAGUGGUUUGAGUGGGAUGGUAAACAUGAAAUUACUGAUGUAGAAUUAAAAAAAUAUAUGGAACAACUUGAAGCUAGUGAGGGUUUUGAGAUGGGCGACUUCUCAAACGUUCGUGCAUUUGGUAUGAUUCAACCAAUGAAGUUGAAUGAGCGCUCCAUUGCAGAACUUGAUAAAUAUAUUAAAAUGGCACUUGAAGAAUUCAAUCAGAAAGAGAACUCAAAUUUUGAAUGUGUGGAGAUUGAGAAGGCAAGUGUAUUAGGGGAACUACGCACAGAGUAUUAUAUCACUUUUAAAGCAAAAGAUGAGAAUAGAGUUUCAACCUUUACAUUUCAAGCUUUAAUAUUUUAUGAUUAUGUUUGUGAAAAAAGACACUAUGAAACAUCAGUGGGCAUUUGCAGAUUGAAGCCAGAUACUGCUCCUGGGCAUGGUAAAUAGUGUAUCAGAUGUCACAAUUUAUAUUAUUUUAUUAUUUAUUUAUGUCUUAAUUAAUUGGUGAAA
Molecule: messenger RNA, 2450 nt
Organism: Mercurialis annua (annual mercury)
Lineage: Eukaryota; Viridiplantae; Streptophyta; Magnoliopsida; Malpighiales; Euphorbiaceae
Product: protein HASTY 1-like
Exons: 11
Coding region: 138-2387 (749 amino acids)
Biological process (GO): RNA export from nucleus; protein export from nucleus
Cellular component (GO): nucleus; RNA nuclear export complex; cytoplasm
Molecular function (GO): RNA binding; nuclear export signal receptor activity; cysteine-type endopeptidase inhibitor activity
Source: RefSeq, a predicted model, not a curated record